CUCGCCUCAGUCCUCCUCACAGUGCCGCGGUGCUAACACGUAUAUUUCCGUCACGUCGGUGUUGUUACAAAAAAGUUGAUUUUUUAUAUAAAAACUCGUGCUGUGACUUAAAAUUUGGUUAACAUACAUUUGGAUAUUAUUCUUCGAUAAGAUUCUUAAAGGAUUGGCUGAAGAUUGAAAAUUAUUGCACUAUGAGGAGCUGUCUGUGAUCUCGUGCCGGCGCGGCUGACGCCACAUGCAAGAUGACAUCCGAACGAGCUAUACCUCAUUUGCGAGACAUCUUUGGCCUCAAUCAACAGUACGAAGCCAAGCCAGUGUUCGACGAGAACGACGACAAAACAAAGAAAUCAUGCAGGAAGAAAAAGGAAGACUAUCGAACAUACGCCAAUGGCGAUGUGAAAACACUUGAAAGGCAUCUAAGUAUGAAAAAAACAAUACGGAAAAAGAUUAUGCGUGAUCUCCAACAGGCGUUCGUUGAAGACCCUAACGAGUUUAAGGUCGAGAAUACGAGCCCAGAAAAACUGAAAGCGGAGCUCAGCGCCGAAGCAGUUAAAAUUGAGAAAAAUGUUAAGAAGAACGAUCCGACCUUCUUAGAUAUGCUUCGGGGAGAGACGAGGAGUGAAGAGACGAGGGAGGAACAACCUCCAGCUGAAAAGACAAGCUUCUGGCGACGUCUCACGAUGAAAAAUAAAAAUAAGAGAUAAUUUGUUAACGAUAGCCGUUGUAACGUCAACUCCGUGUUAUCCUAUCUGCAUCUGCAUAUUCUCUUCCAUUGUGUAUAUUUUGCGUUUAUCCAUUUUAAUGUUUGAGAUUUCUGUAGUCAAAUAAUAAUUGAUUAAUUUUUUUUAAAUGUUUGCAUUAGGAAUGUAAUUUAAUGUUGUCCUUAUGUUAAAUGGCUUUCGUUCUGAUUUUGAUGAAUUAAAUGAAAAGUACAAGAUUAAAGGUCACUGUACAAACUGUUUUCGCAAUACAAUACAUAAAAACGUAAGGCUCAAAAGAAUUAAUUUCGAAAUAAAAAUCAAGGUUUUAAGAGAAUAGUUCUGCACCUUUGAUCCUUGACUUGUUUCUCUUACGUCAACAACUGUUGGCAGGUUUUUUAAAAUGAAAACCCUAUAAAAUUGUGUGCGUCAAGUUGUCGAGACAGCAAAUAAUUUAUCUUAUCUCACUAAUUCAGCCAAAAGAAGAUUUCCUCAAUGUUAGCAAAUAGCUUAAAUCCCUGAUAGAAUAUUAACCAAAAAAAAAAUCUUCUAAAUUUGGCAAUGUCCACGAUGUAUAAUGAUAAUUUAUUACGUUGCUUAAGUGAAAAUGUACACGUUGUUAAAUUAAAAACAAUGAAAUAUUUGUUAUAUUUAUAUAUUAUAUCUAGCAUACGAAAACUUUUUAAAAACUUUUAAUCAGCCGAUAAGUGUCCAUUUUUCGUAGGUAUUUAUAGAGCGAAGUGGUGAAAUACUUAUUCAUUCCAGUGGAUAGAACAGCUGUUAUCAUAAUUACAAUAAGUAAGUUAAUGAAGCUUGAGCAAUAUUUCAAUGAUGAAGUAAGGUAUUGUAAAGCUGUUCCUGAAAAUUUUUUAAAUGCAUUUAUAGGAUUUGGAAAUAUUUGAGAUUUAUAAUCAUAAUAUUUAUGUACAGUUGUUACUAUUAAAUCAAUUUGAUGGAUGACCCAGACAUAUCUGGUGCUUAUACCACUGCCACGCAGAUAAUACGAUUGGUAGCUAUUUUUUACUUUUGCUUACUUUUAUACUGGCAAUAUUUUUAAGAAAACUUUGUAUACGCAUAACUAUUGCUUACGGUAAUAAAAGGCUGGUUUUUCUGAUCUCCAACCUGUGUCUUUUAAUUGCGUCAUAUCUAAUUUAAAGUGCGUCAUAAUAUAGAUAGGUAAUAGAUGCAUAAUAAGACGCUUAAUCGUUGUAAUACUAUAGUAAAACAAACUGUAUGAUGAGGUAUAAUUUUACUUGUUGGGAACGGAGUAAGUGACGAAAUAUCUUCGGCCAUUGUUACUUAUUAUGAAAAAUAUCUCAUUCUACAUGUGAUGUAACGUUAAGUGUACUAGUUAAUAUCAUGCAUAGGUUUUUAAUAUUAAGUAAAAUAAGACUUGAAUUCACACCAUAGUCCUAAUUGUAAUUUUUAGAAAUACUGACCAAAAAAGUUACGAUAUAAUAUCACAAUAUUACAGUUCUACUAUAAUUUAGCCUUAAUACGGCGUGUAUAUUAGCCGCUGGUGAUAGGCUGUUUUUAAAAUCUUUGGGGGUUUUUAUGUGAUACGUCCAGCAAUGGAUUCCUUGCGACUAAGAUAAAGGUAUCUAUCAUGGAUUGGAAGGAGACUAUUGAUUAAUGCUAACCGCUCGUUGA
Zerene cesonia (dogface butterfly) is the source of this 2348-nucleotide messenger RNA. RefSeq lists its product as uncharacterized. The transcript has 3 exons. NCBI's taxonomy places the organism in Eukaryota, Metazoa, Arthropoda, Insecta, Lepidoptera, Pieridae. The record is from RefSeq and is a predicted model, not a curated record. Bases 243 to 704 code for a protein of 153 amino acids.